AUGGCGUGGGCAGUGGCAGCGACGGUGGCAGAAACCCCAGGGUGGGAGUAUGGUAUUGUCAUCCCUCCUGCUGAGUUUCCGCACUUCUGGAACGCUGCUGAGAAGACCUACCACACGCACCGGCGGCGACGUUGGCUCAGGAAGCGUUUCCGGAACCUCGGCAGGGAGACUCAACAAAACCAGAUGGUCGCUUUCCUCCAGCUGCACUCGGAGGUUAAACCAAAAGUGGAGGUCUGGGAAUAUGCUCCUCUCUACGGCUGGAGGUUCCACCUCCAGAGACAACCAGAAGAUGUUUUCCGGCGACGCUGUUGGCGCAGGAAGCUCACUCCGGUGGCACCCAGCCUGGUGGCACCCAUUUUCUACUUGGAAGGCUCCUUGGGUGUGGAGGUUGGUGGCCAACUGAAAAAGAACAAAACUGAAGCUGGAAAGAAAGAUGAAAAAGAGGCAAUCGAAGUAGAACCCCCGGCUUCCCAAGGCCUUUUGAAGAUGAACACCCCUCUUCUCUUCUGCGUCUUCAAGAGUGAGUUCCCAGAAGCAUCUUUCUCCAGUUGA
This is a messenger RNA of Thamnophis sirtalis, 552 nucleotides long. The record is from RefSeq and is a predicted model, not a curated record. Lineage: Eukaryota; Metazoa; Chordata; Lepidosauria; Squamata; Natricidae.